GGCGGGAGCCGUCUGCACUGCGCGCUGCUGUCCCGACUCCCGACCGACGCCCGCGCCACCUCCAAUUGGCCGUCGGGGGAACGGAAGCCGAAGUUGAGUAGUGAACCCGGAAGUGCUUCACGGCAGAGGCCCGGGCAACUCUUUUGAAUGGAAUCGGGCUGAUUCAUCGCUGGUUCGCUGAGCCAGAGCCGGACCGAGUCUGAGCUGCCGCAGCCGCCGCGUCACCGCAGAGGCUAGACAAACGUCCAGACCGCGACCUCCCGCCCCGUCAGCCUUCAGGAGAAAAAUAAAAUAAAAACUUGGGAAAAAUUAUACCUGCUAGAAUUAGCAAAGAGUUUGAAGUAAGAAGAAAUUUGUCAAACUCAAGAAAUUAUAGCUUAACACCUUAAGAGUUAUAGUUACUGAACAGAAAUAUGGACAGACUUCUUAGACUUGGAGGAGGUAUGCCUGGACUGGGCCAGGGGCCUCCUACAGAUGCUCCUGCAGUGGACACAGCAGAACAAGUUUAUAUCUCUUCCCUGGCUCUGUUAAAAAUGUUAAAACAUGGCCGUGCUGGAGUUCCAAUGGAAGUUAUGGGUCUCAUGCUUGGAGAAUUUGUUGAUGAUUACACAGUCAGAGUGAUUGAUGUGUUUGCUAUGCCACAGUCAGGAACAGGUGUCAGUGUAGAAGCGGUUGAUCCGGUAUUCCAAGCCAAAAUGUUGGAUAUGUUGAAGCAAACAGGAAGGCCUGAGAUGGUUGUUGGUUGGUAUCACAGUCACCCUGGCUUUGGUUGUUGGCUUUCUGGUGUGGAUAUCAACACUCAGCAGAGCUUUGAAGCCUUGUCAGAGAGAGCUGUGGCAGUGGUUGUGGAUCCCAUUCAGAGUGUUAAAGGAAAGGUUGUUAUUGAUGCCUUCAGAUUGAUCAAUGCUAAUAUGAUGGUCUUAGGACAUGAACCAAGACAAACAACUUCAAAUCUGGGUCACUUAAACAAGCCAUCUAUCCAGGCAUUAAUUCAUGGACUAAACAGACAUUAUUACUCCAUCACUAUUAACUAUCGGAAAAAUGAAUUGGAACAGAAGAUGUUGCUAAAUUUGCAUAAGAAGAGUUGGAUGGAAGGUUUGACACUUCAGGACUACAGUGAACAUUGUAAACACAAUGAGUCGGUGGUAAAAGAGAUGUUGGAAUUAGCCAAGAAUUACAAUAAGGCUGUAGAAGAAGAAGAUAAGAUGACACCUGAACAGCUGGCAAUAAAGAAUGUUGGCAAGCAGGAUCCCAAACGUCAUUUGGAAGAACAUGUGGAUGUACUUAUGACUUCAAAUAUUGUCCAGUGUUUAGCAGCUAUGUUGGAUACUGUCGUAUUUAAAUAAAGCAACACAAAAAGCUACUGUAGUGAUACUUUCAGUGUAUCUUCCUCUGCUGUUCCUAAUGCUCUAAAUCAAGGGACCACUGAAGGUGUAUUUGGUUAAAUGUAAGACAUCUGGCAUCAUUUGCAGCACUGUAACACUUCUAGUCUCAGUUGUGCAAUUACUUCUGUUUUCUUUAGUCAGGGUCUUUGCAGAUUCCAAAGUUGAACAAGAAUACAUCAAAGUGGACAGAUUUUGUUAAGAUCCCAUUUAAUAUUUGAAGAAAUCAGUAGCACAAAUAUAUUUUGAUUGUUGCUUACAAAAUAAAAUACAUUUACAAUUCA
This is a messenger RNA of Sciurus carolinensis (gray squirrel), 1666 nucleotides long. RefSeq names its product proteasome 26S subunit, non-ATPase 14 (gene Psmd14). Lineage: Eukaryota; Metazoa; Chordata; Mammalia; Rodentia; Sciuridae. Gene Ontology annotation, molecular function: metallopeptidase activity; protein binding; proteasome binding. The coding region runs from base 414 to 1346 and encodes 310 amino acids. Gene Ontology annotation, cellular component: proteasome regulatory particle, lid subcomplex. The record is from RefSeq and is a predicted model, not a curated record. The transcript has 12 exons. Gene Ontology annotation, biological process: proteasome-mediated ubiquitin-dependent protein catabolic process; protein deubiquitination.